GUGAGCAGCUAUCAAGGCGGGCUGAAGAAAAGUAUGCGUACCUCAUUGAUCAUCGCCCAUUACCUCAGUGCGGGCAUUGACAACAUCCACGAGAAGUCCUGAUCUGAAUUUUACUGCAGAAUAUGUACAUUUGAAGGAUUAUAUCGGUACCUAGAGAUUACCAAUAAUUUAUCUACGAAAGAGAAAAUGUAACGUAAUUUAUUAGCUGCUGUGGCUACGUGUUGUUCCGCCUGUACUGUAGUCUUGCUGAAAAUGAUGUACUCUAUGAUCACAGAGAGUCAAGCAAAAGAACAGUGACUUGUGUGGAGAUCCGAUUGUUUUAUUUGUGGAUUUGCAAUUAAAUUGGGACAGGCGGAUUUUGCUUGGUUGGUUCGCAACUUCGGAUUGAAGAAAAAAAGUUGACCAUCGGAGAAAGUCAUGGCCAGCAACAGAUCACGCAGUGAGGAUGAGGAUGAGGAGCUCCUCUCGACGGACCCUGAGAGCAGGGAAGUGAAGAACCCCAAGAAGCUGCUGUGUAAAGUCAAGUGGUCCAGGGAUGAGGAUGAACUGCUGAAAAAGCUGGUUGACAAACAUGGAACGGAGGCCUGGAGACUGAUUGCAAGUUACCUUCCUAAAAGAACAGAUGGCCAGUGUCAACACCGCUGGCAGAAGGUGCUCAACCCAGAACUGGUGAAAGGGCCCUGGACAAAAGAGGAGGAUCAGAGGGUCAUCGAGCUGGUCCACAAAUACGGCCCCAAGCGCUGGUCCAUCAUCGCCAAGCACCUGCAGGGCCGCAUCGGCAAGCAGUGCCGGGAGCGCUGGCACAACCACCUCAACCCAGAGGUGAAGAAGUCCUCCUGGACCCAGGAGGAGGACCGCAUCAUCUACGAGGCCCACAGGCGUCUCGGCAACCGCUGGGCCGAGAUCUCCAAGCUGCUGCCUGGGAGGACGGACAACUCCAUCAAGAAUCACUGGAACUCCACCAUGCGCAGGAAAGUGGAGCACGAGGGGUACCUGCAGGACAGCUCCGGGUCCUACAAGUCCGUCCAGGCCAUGAAGAGAGAGCACAAAUCCCGCUCUGCAGCCAUGCGGCACGAGCAGAACCAGAUGUUCCUGACCAACCCAGCUCAGCUUGCGGGAUACUCAUUUAGUCAGUGUGUGGACGGCAUCACUGAAUCCUCACAUGUCUUUGUUCAGAACCCCGACAGGUACCCGCGCUGGUCCGACAGCAUGGCGGACGACACCAUGACCACCAUGAGCAGCCUGGAGGACCACAGCAUGGAGUUCUGCCGCGCCGAGGAGAGCCUGGGUUCGGGGUCCAGUUCCGCGCCCGUCCAGGUCUCCCCCAGCAAGUUCCUGGCAGUGGAGGCCAGCGCCGUGCUGAGCUCCCUGCAGACCAUCCCGGAGUUCGCCGAGACCAUGGAGCUCAUCGACUCGGACCCGGUGGCCUGGAGCAACGUGGCCAGCUUCAGCCUGACAGAGGUGGCCUCCCCCAUGAAGCAGGAGGAGACCCCACCUUUCCCCCAGCCCCAGGACCAGGACGGGACCCCUGAGGAGAUGGGCUACCAGUUCGACGGCCUCGCUGUGACCGACCAUGGCAAGGGAGGGGCUGGGGGCGGCGGCCAGGGCAAGGCCGUCCCCUUCGUCUCACCCAUUGUGGCCAAAUUCAACACGCCCCCGUCCAUCCUGAGGAGGAAGAGGAGGGAGAGGGGAGAACAGUCUCCCUCAGGGGAGAGCAAUAGUGCCUCCUUCCUGGACACCAGCGGCUCCUCGCCAAAGACCACCCCCGUCAAAGCUCUGCCUUUCUCCCCCUCCCAGUUUUUCAACAUAUCGGGGAAUGAACAUUUGAACCUGGACAACCCUGCCCUGACGUCCACCCCCGUGUGUGGACAGAAGUGUCUCCUCAACACUCCCCAGCAGAAGGAGAUGACGCCCAAACACCAGAAGGAGAAUGCUGGCUUUAGGACCCCUAAAAUCCGGAAAUCUAUCUUGGGCCCCACUCCACGGACUCCAACGCCCUUCAAAAACGCCAUGGCUGCCCAGGAGAAGAUGUACGGACCCCUGAAGAUGGUGCCUCAGCCUCUGGCGUUCCUGGAGGAGGACAUCCGAGAGGUGCUGAAAGAGGAGACGGGCACAGACAUAUUCCACCGCGGGGAAAUGCAGCCCGAAUUCAGAGCCUGGAAACAUGAUGCUGACGCUCCCGCCCGUAAAGUGAGGAAGUCCCUGGUGCUGGACUCCUGGGGCAAGGACUGCCUCAACGUGCAGCUGUUCUCCCAGGAGCAGAUCAACAAUGCGCAGCCUCCCGGGGACAGCCUGCUGACCAGCUCUCUGCUGAUGACGCCCGUUUUGGACAGGGAGGGCCGCGCCUCCUCACCCCCGCAGGUGAAACAGGAGCCGGGCUUCAGGAAGGACAGCCCCUCUCUGACCCGGACCUCCCACUAUGACUCCCCCGCUCAGGUGAACAGCGAUUGGGAGACGGUCGUCUACGGGAAGACGGAGGACCAGCUGAUCAUGACGGAGCAGGCCAGGAAGUACCUGAACACGUACUCUAGCGGCUGUGCUUCCAGGGCGCUGGUCCUCUGACCGGACCGCCACACUACACCGCCCGUCCGUCUGCCCGUCCGCCACGGAAACGUUCUCAUAACCGGCAGACUUAACACUUAGACAAUCUUCAUGUAGGAAACUGACUGUCCAGUUCUUUUAGUUGUCUGCGCCACCCUUACCAGAAUAUCCCAGUGUCAUUUCUGAGAACAUUUAAGCAAAAGGCAGAAGUGUGUUCCUGUCCCAACUUUAAUAUUGAGUCAGAGUUUAUUUUUGGGGGGCCAUUUUGAAAAACAAAUGUUAAUGCUAACAUAGCACCUCUGUCUGUUGGUACAACCAAGGCAAGGCGUUUCCCCUGGCUCUCUCCAGCCCGUUGGUAAUGUGAAUUUGAGUUCUAGUCAUUAUUGGCGACCUCGUUUUGAAGACCUACACAAUUAACUUUCCUACAAUACCAGCCAGGCCAGAAUUUCCACAAAUAACAAUAAGGUUAUUUUUGGCGCCAUGUUGUGUAUUCAAAUGAAAUGGCUUGCAUAUAGGUUGUUGGUUGUUGAGUGUAGACUCAAUAUAAAACUAGAGGUGCUGCUUAUUAAAAAAAAAGAAGCAUUAUUAUAAAACAGAAAUAUGUAAAAGUGUAUGUAUACAAAUACGUAUAUCUUCCUGCUUUCUUUUAUAUCUGCCUUUUUUUUGGGGGGGGGAAAAGUUGAUGUGAAGUCUUAAUGAACAGAAAGCACUGUCAGCAUUGCACUACUUGUUUUGGUUUGCUGCAGAAGGAUGAGCAGUCGAUGCAGUUCAGGAGGAACAGAAUAGCACUUGCGAUGUGACUGUGUCAGCUCAGAUAAAUGAGGGUUGUGCUCCUACACAGUGUUCCAUUUUAGGAGUCUCAAGUUGAGACAUUUAUUGAAUGUAUUGUACAGUGUGUAACUGCAGAGAGCCGUUGUAAAUUGGAAAGGUACCUUCCUUAAUUUUAUUUAUUUUCUGCUCUAAAGCUUAAAUGUUGAUAUUUAUGUAUAUUAGGCAUCUGGAAGUUUUUGCUGUUUCCUGUAAAGAAACCCUACCUGUGCAGGCCAUGGCUGCCAGAGAUCCUUGUAUCUCGUUUUUCGCUCUUCGCCACGACUUACAUUCAGGCAACUACCCGCAAGGAAUCAUGUCUGGUACCAACUGAAGGGUCUCAGGUCCUAGUCCCUCUGUAAAAUGUCCCGAGAGCGGCUGUGUGAGCAAGAUGGAUUUCUUGUUUGUGUAGAGCUGUAGGUUGUAUUUAUUAAAUGUUUAAUAAUUUAUUGCUAAAAUAUUGAAAAAUCUAUAAUUAUAUUUACUUUCAAUUUUGUUUUUAACAAAAAAAUAUAUUUGGCUACUAUCCACCUCCAUUCUGGAAAUAUGAAGAAACGGGAACUGCCACAGUGUAAACCAGUUUAUUCAUCCGGUCGUCAGUGGAUAAAAAUGGAUUUGUACCCAUUGGCUGGGUAUUUCCUUAUUACCCCAUAGAUGUAGCACAGCUUAUGAAAGGUGGUUUGCUAAGCUUGUUGAAAUAAAGCCAGUUAUUCUGUACAGGUAGCAGCAUCCAGCUUCCAAAGUCAAAAGGUAGAAGAUUUGCACUUUUUUUUCAUUGUUUAAAUGUGUUUGUUUUUUGCUGCUGACGUAGCUUGUUUUCGUUUUUAUUUUUGUUUGGUUUCGUUUGGUCCGUAUUGUUGUUUUUGAUUAGCUGGUGAUGUUUGCUGAAUGUCUAACUGCACGUGCGGAUUGAACACUGACACGGUGAGAGGGGAGAGCAGCGGGGAUCUCGAUCUCGAUCUCGCUCGCUCUCUCCUGCCACUCCCUCUGCUGUGAAACAGAGCCUGCCUGCUCCGGCUGGGAACCCGACCCAGAGCCCGGUCCUGUGCCGCACAGUGCAGUGUAAAGGGGCAUCGUCUCCCAGCUCUAGCAGCAGAAAUACUUUACUGUAGUAGAAGCCCCUGUCUGAGCCCAGCCCGUUUUCACCAUAAAGCAAAUCCAUUUUUGAGUUUGUAUUUUCGACUGCUCGCCAUCUCGCAGGUGAGUAAUAAGUACAAAUUGUUAAAAAGAAGUAAAUGUAUAAAACGUCCAGGGUCAGUGACGGUCCAAGUGUAUGCUGCUUAGUGCUUGUUUUAGCAAGUAUGUAUGGUGUUAGAUGUACGUAUGUAUGUGGGGUGUUAAUGGCGGCUGACCAUUCUUCUGAAAACUCCCCAAGUACAGCACUCAAACAAGCCAAUGUGUGUUUAAUAACUUUUUAACAGUACUUGCAAUGUCUUGAGCUAGUCAAUAGGCUAGCGUAGAAUAGAUACAGGACCCAUAAAAUGCGUGUAGUCACACCUUGUGGUCUUAAAGGACCUGUUUGGUGUUUUAAUGAGUCUGUCACAGAAUUCCGUUUAACGUUGAUAGGUUCAGCGAGCAAGAAUGCUUUUAACAGUGAGUGACUACCUGCUGUAGCUAGCAAAAAUCAAGGCAAAUGAUUAGGCAAAUGUGUAUAUCUGUACGAAGCACUACAGAGCUACAGUAGAGUAUACCGAUUGAAUUUUGCUCAAAUAUUUACUGCGUCAAUGCAUCGAAAUGUCAGACUUAAAAACAUGGGCAACAGCUAAAUGUUUUUGCUUUGUUUUCUUUUUAUGUCUUUGUUUUCUGUGUAAAUGUUUUGGGUUUCUGUGUAGAUCCUAAGUUGUAUUUGUAACUUUUCCUUUCUCUAAUGUUCCACCACCUAAUUCUAGGUUUUGAGGGAAGAAAGUACAUGUAGCAGUUGUCAUAUACUUCAACAAAGCAACACACUCAGCAUUUAUUCCGUAUUGUACUUCAUUUCUUACAGAUGUAACAAAUACACUGCAUUUCAUUUGCUAUUUUACAGUUCUCUAUCUCACUGUUCUGCUGAAGGAUCACAGCAUUCAUUUCUAUAUUCACCAGUACCAUAGAAGUCCUGCCAGCUACCGUUGUAAUGCAUGUACUUGAUAUGGAAUAAUAAAAUGCUUUAUGCAUUA
Molecule: messenger RNA, 5501 nt
Organism: Conger conger (European conger)
Lineage: Eukaryota; Metazoa; Chordata; Actinopteri; Anguilliformes; Congridae
Gene: mybl1
Product: v-myb avian myeloblastosis viral oncogene homolog-like 1
Exons: 15
Coding region: 418-2562 (714 amino acids)
Biological process (GO): regulation of DNA-templated transcription
Cellular component (GO): nucleus
Molecular function (GO): RNA polymerase II cis-regulatory region sequence-specific DNA binding; DNA-binding transcription factor activity, RNA polymerase II-specific
Source: RefSeq, a predicted model, not a curated record